Messenger RNA from Macrosiphum euphorbiae (potato aphid), 432 nucleotides. The record is from the annotation of a GenBank genome assembly. NCBI's taxonomy places the organism in Eukaryota, Metazoa, Arthropoda, Insecta, Hemiptera, Aphididae.
AUGUAUCAGUACAUUGCCAAAAACGUGAGACACCUGUACGGUCUGCCUCCGGACACGGAAUACCACAACGGGAUCAGUGGUCAGCGGUCCGUGUACCACGCGUACGGUCGGUAUUACUUGCACUUGGCCACUACUCUCGCGGCCAGAGGGCGGCGGUCGGCCAAGGAUGGCCGCGGGGUGCAGGAACCGCUGUCGCUGUUUGAUUACAUGCAAUCGGUCAGCCUGGUGAUAGAUGCUCGGCAUCUCGGCCCCCGGAAGUCCGGUUGUCGUACGGAUGACCGGAAGCUGCCGCCAAAAGACAAAACGAUUCUGGCUCGGUUGCCGGCCACCGAGUAUCUGCGUGGCGGACAGUGUGCGCACGCAGAUCAGGCUGUCGCGCGAUUGCGUCCGAUGCAGCAACAGGCGUGCAUGAAGCCGACAUCGAAACGGUAA